AUGUCUGCACCGGUCCUCCCGUUUCUAUAUCCUCACUUGUUUAAGCCUCUUUUACGUCGAAGACCCAGGCAUCCUCUCAAGUCUUUACCUCGAUGUCAAGACAUCCCACAAAAAGCAGCCUUCAGCAUUUCACAUAAACACCGGCAAGAAACUUACGCCCAAAGAUAUGGCACGGCACAAGAACCGCAAAUUCCGCCUCCUACUUCAUCAGAACCUCCUAAACUUCCGGGAGAUGACUCACUAGCAAGUGCCAUCGAAAAGGAAGUAAAGCCGCCAGAAUUGCAAGAGAAAAAGACAGAGGCGCAAGACAGUAAAGCUGUCGCGAAGCAAACGGUCGAAGGACCCUCCAAGCAAGACAAGGAAGAUAAAAAAGAAGAGACAACUCCAAUGGAAGAUCGUGGCAAAGCAAUAGAAGCUACAAUGCAAGACCCCGGCGAGCGUGCCAAAGAAUUGGUACCAGAUCCUCCUCCCGAGCCAAACUCUCCCAAACAGGACGCUGCAUCUCACGGAUUGGCAACGGUCAUGGCAAUGCCGGCACCAACGGUUGAGAAAACAGUUGAAGAACACAAAACGCCGCACCUCGCCACGCCACCCUACGUACACAACUUCGACACCUACACGCUGGUCAAAGACCUCGAGCGCGGCGGCUUUCAAUCCCGACAGAGCGAAACGACCAUGAAGGGCGUGCGGGCGCUUCUCGGCGUGAAUCUCGACGUUGCAAAAGACGGACUGGUCAGCAAGUCAGACGUGGAAAAUGAAACCUACCUUUUCCGCGCCGCGUGCUCCGAACUCCGCACCGAGAUCCUCAACCUCCGCAAAUCCUCAACCCAAAAAGCCCACUCGAACCUCACCCACCUCCAACACACCUACGACAUCCUCUCGCAGCGCACAACCAACGAGCUCGCCGCCCUGCGCGAUGAGCUGAAAGGCAUGCUAAACGAUCGCCGCAUGGACAACCAGUCCUCGAAGCAAUCCCUAGAUUCCAGCAUCACGGAGCUGAAUUACAUGAUCUCCACGGCGAUUAGCAGCGAUGCGAAGAGCGAGAUUGAAGGGCUAAGAUGGGUGCUUACGAGACGGGCGGCAAUGACGUUGGGGGGAAUGGUGGUCAUGAUUUUAGGGGGCUUGCAGUAUGGGAGGUACAAGACCAGGGAGAGGCAGGCGGAGGAGAAGAGGAGGGAGAGUGCGAGGGGGGAGGGAAAGGAGAUAGGGACGCAGACACAAGAGGCAGAGGUGGCUGUGGGAGCAAGUCGUCGAGAUGGUGAUGGUGAUAGCGGUGGCAGCAGUAGUAGGGCAGAGGCAAGUGCACUUGAAGGGAAAGAAGGCGACGUUGGAUUUGUGUCGCUGGGUUGA
Molecule: messenger RNA, 1350 nt
Organism: Bacidia gigantensis
Lineage: Eukaryota; Fungi; Ascomycota; Lecanoromycetes; Lecanorales; Ramalinaceae
Exons: 2
Coding region: 1-1350 (449 amino acids)
Cellular component (GO): mitochondrion
Source: RefSeq, a predicted model, not a curated record